UAUCUUUGUGUAUUACUUAUGAGACGGUUUGUUAGCCAAAACGUUUGCAUCAAUCGCAGGUGUAAGAGGUUUGUCCAAUCCCUCCAACUCCAAUUCUCUAACGGAAAACACUUUCCCAUCUUCCCCCACCUUAUAUUCUCUUCCAGUGUCUCUUUCUACUAUCCCUUGACUUUAUUGUUAGUUUCUUAUCUCCUCUCUUAUCUCUAUUAUUCCUCUCUCUUAUAGCUCUAAUAUUCUUUACUCAUCAUAGCUUAGGGAAAGGAAGAUAUAUAGUUCAAACACAAGAGGGAGAAAACCAAAAGAGUAGAGGGAAAAAGUAUACCCUAUUCUUGAAUUAGGGUUCUUUUUUCUUCUUUUCGUUCUUUGUGUUUUAGCUUAUAGAUAGGGAGAGAUAAUAUGUGCAGUAGAGGCCAUUGGAGGCCAGCUGAGGAUGAGAAACUUCGAGAAUUGGUGGAACACUAUGGACCUCAUAAUUGGAACGCCAUAGCCGAGAAGCUCCGAGGAAGAUCAGGGAAAAGCUGUAGGUUGAGAUGGUUCAAUCAAUUGGACCCAAGAAUAAACAGAAAUCCUUUCACAGAGGAAGAAGAAGAGCGUCUUCUAGCUUCACACCGGAUUCAUGGUAAUAGAUGGGCUGUAAUUGCAAGACACUUCCCAGGUCGAACUGAUAACGCAGUAAAGAAUCAUUGGCAUGUGAUGAUGGCAAGGAUUCGGAGAGAAAGGUCUAAAAUUAAUAAUCCAAAACUGCAGCCACUUUUUGCUCCAAACUUGAAGGAUGACCUUGAGGCCAUCCCUUCUUUUGUUGAGAAGUAUUAUGAAAAGUACAGCCACCCUUGUGUCACACUCACACAUAGCUCUUUUCAAUUUCCCGGCAAGAAGUUUUACUUUCAAGAUCCAAGUUCUGCUGGUUCCACUGUGCCUCCAGGCAAGAGUCAAUCAGUAGAGUUCUACGAUUUUCUUCAAGUAAAUACCGAUUCCAAUGAAAGUGAAGUGACAGACAAUGCAAGAAGAGACGACGAGGAAGUAAGUCAAGAUGCUGUGGGACAGAAGAAUAAGGACAAUGGUGUUCCAUUCAUUGAUUUUUUGUCUACUGGAGGCUGCUAACAUAUAUAUAAUUGCUAUAGUACAACCUCAAUUACUUCCAAUAUUGAUCAAUUGAUCGAGUCUGACUAGAGCACAAAAUCUCGACCUACGUACUAGAUCCAUUCAUGUAACUACCUAGCUACUGCAUUCACAAAACAGUAACGUAUUUAAGGACAUAUACAUGUACAUUUAUAACAUGUAAAAACACUGCUUCUAAGAAGCUCCAUGCAUCAAAAAUCAAAACGUGCAUUGCAUCUUGUAAACUGAAGAAAAUUAGAAAUAUGUUAUAGAUGUUUGGAUCUUUCAAGAUUCUA
This is a messenger RNA of Glycine soja, 1394 nucleotides long. RefSeq names its product transcription factor MYB52-like. NCBI's taxonomy places the organism in Eukaryota, Viridiplantae, Streptophyta, Magnoliopsida, Fabales, Fabaceae. Bases 397 to 1101 code for a protein of 234 amino acids. The transcript has 3 exons. Gene Ontology annotation, biological process: regulation of DNA-templated transcription. The record is from RefSeq and is a predicted model, not a curated record. Gene Ontology annotation, molecular function: RNA polymerase II cis-regulatory region sequence-specific DNA binding; DNA-binding transcription factor activity, RNA polymerase II-specific. Gene Ontology annotation, cellular component: nucleus.